AUGGGGUUUAGUUUAUUAUCUAGUGAGCAGAUUAUCAACGAAGAAUUCAAGCAGUGGCUCUUGGGAUGGAAUGGCCUGGUCAGAUUGAUCAGUGAUCAGUGUCCUUGUGUCUGCUUUCUGGGCCGCGUUGCCGUCGCGUCGAGAGACCCUCCGGGGUCAAGGCAGAGCCUUGAGCAGCCGCGGGGCCCGCGCGCCGCCUCGGACUCGGCUCGGCCCGUCUGCCCCGGCUCCCGCCCUCCGCCCCGCGGGCAGCUGGGGCUCCGCCCGCUCCCGGCCCGCGCGCUCCCGGCUCCCGGCCCGCCGCCCCCUGCUGCCGGCCCCUCCCCGGACGCGGCCGCGGCCCCUCCACGCUGGCAGGGCGUCCUCGCGCGGGCGAUGGCGCCCCGGGCCGCGCUGCUGCCGCUGUGGGCGGGCGGGCUGGCGUUGGCGGCGGGGCUGGCGCUGGACCCCGAGCUGCGGGUGGAGCGGCGCUCCGUGCCGGACGCGUGUCCGCGGGCCGUGCGCGCCGGCGACUUCGUGCGCUACCACUACGUGGGCGCCUUCCCCGACGGCCGCAAGUUCGACUCCAGCUAUGACAGAGACUCCACUUUCAAUGUGUUUGUGGGGAAAGGACAGCUGAUCGCUGGGAUGGACCAAGCUCUGGUCGGGAUGUGUGUGAACGAGAGGCGGUUUGUGACAAUCCCUCCCAAGCUCGCCUAUGGAAGUGAAGGUGUUGAUGGUGUGAUCCCCCCGGACUCGGUGCUACAUUUUGAUGUACUCCUGAUCGAUAUUUGGAACACUGAGGACCAAGUUCAGAUUCACACAUACUUCAAGCCUCCCAGCUGCCCUCGGACCAUCCAGGUGUCGGAUUUUGUGCGGUAUCACUACAACGGAACCUUCUUGGACGGGACACUCUUCGACUCCAGUCAUAAUCGCAUGAAGACAUACGACACUUAUGUGGGGAUUGGUUGGCUGAUCCCUGGGAUGGAUAAAGGGCUGCUGGGGAUGUGUGUGGGAGAGAAACGCCUCAUCACCAUCCCCCCUUUCCUGGCCUACGGCGAGGAUGGAGAUGGGAAAGACAUUCCUGGGCAAGCAUCUUUGGUGUUUGACGUGGCCUUACUGGACCUCCAUAACCCAAAAGAUGGCAUCUCCAUUGAGAAUAAGGUGGUGACUGGGGACUGUGAGCGACGCAGUCAGUCUGGGGACUUCCUCAGAUACCACUACAACGGUACUCUCCUGGAUGGCACGUUCUUCGACUCCAGCUACUCCCGGAACCGCACCUUCGACACCUACAUUGGACAGGGCUACGUGAUUGCUGGCAUGGAUGAAGGCUUGCUCGGGGUGUGCAUCGGAGAGAAGCGGAGGAUUGUGGUGCCCCCUCACCUGGGCUACGGGGAGGAAGGCAGAGGAAAUAUCCCUGGCUCUGCAGUACUGGUGUUCGACAUCCAUGUGAUCGACUUCCACAACCCGUCUGACUCCAUCAGCGUCACCUCCCACUACAAGCCCCCGGACUGCUCGGUGCUGAGUAAGAAGGGGGAUUAUCUCAAGUACCACUACAAUGCCUCACUCCUGGACGGGACGCUGCUGCUCUCCACGUGGAGUCUCGGCAAAACCUACAACAUUGUUCUGGGGUCCGGGCAGGUGGUGCUGGGGAUGGAUAUGGGUCUCCGAGAGAUGUGCGUUGGCGAGAAGCGAACGGUGGUCAUCCCCCCACACCUGGGCUACGGGGAGUCUGGCGUGGAUGGAGAAGUGCCUGGCAGUGCGGUGUUGGUGUUCGACAUCGAGUUGCUGGAGCUGGUGGCGGGCCUGCCUGAGGGGUACAUGUUCGUGUGGAAUGAUGAGGUGUCGCCCAACCUCUUUGAAGAGAUUGACAAAAACGGGGAUGGACAAAUCCUUCUGGAAGAGUUCUCAGAGUACAUUCACGCCCAGGUAGCAAGUGGCAAAGGGAAACUCGCUCCAGGUUUUGAUGCUGAGUUGAUUGUGAAGAACAUGUUCACCAACCAAGACCGGAACGGAGAUGGGAAGGUCACACCUGAAGAAUUUAAACUCAAAGACCAGGAGACCAAACACGAUGAACUCUAAUCUAUGAUGCGAGCCAUAUGUGUGCCCAGUUGUCUUGGCAGAGUGGGCAUGGUGUUGGGGGAAUACCAGGGGUCCAGGAGGUGCAUCAAGCAGAUGGUCACAUGUGCAAGGAGCCAGAAGUCAGGGUACAACUGCAUGGUAAGAGUUUUAGGUCAAUUGCCAGGAAUAGCAAACCCAAUCUGUAUGAAGAGUCUUAGAUAGGAUGUGUAGAGGAUUGAAAGGCCAGCCGUUGCUCUGAAAGCCCUCAGGCAGUUUGUUAUUUAAAGAAAAUCGUGUUAUGCUGAAAUUAGAGCUCUUUUGAAGAUCAGAAGAAAA
Suncus etruscus (white-toothed pygmy shrew) is the source of this 2376-nucleotide messenger RNA. It is a transcript of the gene FKBP9, whose product is annotated as FKBP prolyl isomerase 9. The coding region runs from base 1 to 2061 and encodes 686 amino acids. The record is from RefSeq and is a predicted model, not a curated record. Lineage: Eukaryota; Metazoa; Chordata; Mammalia; Eulipotyphla; Soricidae. Gene Ontology annotation, molecular function: peptidyl-prolyl cis-trans isomerase activity; calcium ion binding. The transcript is spliced from 11 exons.